This is a messenger RNA of Salarias fasciatus (jewelled blenny), 2651 nucleotides long. RefSeq names its product solute carrier family 18 member 3a (gene slc18a3a). Gene Ontology annotation, cellular component: AP-2 adaptor complex; membrane; terminal bouton. The coding region runs from base 482 to 2041 and encodes 519 amino acids. NCBI's taxonomy places the organism in Eukaryota, Metazoa, Chordata, Actinopteri, Blenniiformes, Blenniidae. The transcript has a single exon. Gene Ontology annotation, molecular function: acetylcholine transmembrane transporter activity; xenobiotic transmembrane transporter activity. Gene Ontology annotation, biological process: transmembrane transport; chemical synaptic transmission; xenobiotic transport. The record is from RefSeq and is a predicted model, not a curated record.
AAAAAGCAGUCCGGUUGAUGUGAAAUGAUGACUUAGCGCACGGCGUUACAGGUGACUGGAGACAGCUGGGAGCGUCUGGGAGCCGGGAGGGGCGCAGCAGGCGGACCUGGAGCGGAGGGCGCGCGCUGAUGGAGCCGACUCUGUAAGCUGGAGGUGAAUCCCCAACCUGUGAGUGCUGCCCGGGGCCGGCGCGUCACCUCAAUGACGGGAUAAGAGACAAUGAAGCGGCGAGGGGCGACGGGGAUAAAACGCGUCCAAGUCACGAGGAUGGAAACGCGCGUGCCGUGACGGACAGCGCGAGGAACUGAGUAGAGGUAAAGCAGAGGAAAGUUGUCUAAAUAAUUAGUGGUCCCUGUGCUGAAGAAAGAAAAACUGAUACAGACAGCAGAUGUGCCAAGCGCGCUCAUAUCUAUAAACAAGCUGUGGAAACUGACUUUCUUUUUUUUAAAAGACAAGACCUGAGCCAGAAAGAGAAGCGAUCAUGGAGCCGGAGGGGACCACAGAGGGACAAGCCUCUAACAUGGCUCAAUCUGCCGCCUCAAAAUUGUCCCAGAUGGGCGAAAGAACUAAACAGCUGGGCAACGUAAUCCAAGACCCAGAACGACAGAAACGAGUUAUUCUAGUGAUAGUUUGCACAGCACUAUUGUUAGACAACAUGCUUUACAUGGUAAUUGUGCCAAUUAUACCCGACUACCUUGAAGGGCUACAGAAAGCAGCGGAUCAUGCCCAGGCUGCUUUACCGCACUCCAACUCCUCCAACAGCACGACCCAUAAAGUCGACAAGGGGAACUUCGACGUGCAGAUUGGCGUGCUUUUCGCCUCGAAGGCCAUCCUGCAACUUUUAGUCAACCCGAUAAGUGGAACCUUUAUAGACAGAGUUGGGUACGACAUCCCGCUCUUCAUCGGACUUAAUGUCAUGUUUCUCUCCACCCUCAUAUUUGCCUUUGCUGACAACUACGCGACCCUGUUCCUGGCGCGCAGCAUGCAGGGCCUGGGCUCCGCGUUCGCGGACACUUCGGGGAUCGCCCUGAUCGCCGACAGAUACACGGAGGAGGCGGAGAGGAGCAAAGCGCUGGGUAUCGCCUUAGCUUUCAUCUCUUUUGGAAGUCUGGUGGCGCCCCCGUUUGGGGGGGUCCUCUACGAAUUCGCGGGGAAACGCGUGCCUUUCCUGAUACUGGCCUGCAUCUGUCUCGCUGACGGUGUGCUCUGUCUGACUGUGCUGAAGCCCUUCUCCAACAAGGAGAGAGAAAACAUGCCAGUGGGCACCCCGAUAUACAAACUUAUGAUUGAUCCUUACAUCGCCGUGGUGGCUGGUGCUCUCACCAUAUGUAACAUCCCUCUUGCCUUCCUCGAGCCCACUAUCGCCAACUGGAUGGAGGAAACCAUGCAUUCCAGCCAGUGGGAGAUCGGCAUGACAUGGUUCCCCGCGUUCUUCCCUCAUGUUCUCGGUGUAUAUCUCACUGUCAAAUUGGCGGCCAAGUACCCGCACCUCCAGUGGUUUUAUGGUGCUAUAGGCAUGGUGUUUAUAGGCGCGAGCUCCUGCACUGUGCCUGCCUGCAAAAACUUCGGACAGCUCAUGAUCCCGCUGUGUGGCAUCUGUUUCGGCAUCGCCUUCGUGGACACGGCGCUCCUGCCGACACUUGGUUUCCUGGUGGAUGUGCGACACGUGUCAGUGUACGGCAGCGUGUACGCUAUCGCGGACAUAUCUUACUGUGUGGCCUAUGCCCUCGGGCCCGUGGCGGCGGGUAAAAUAGUGCACGACCUGGGCUUCGUGCAGCUCAACCUGGGCAUGGGCCUGGCCAAUGUACUUUACGCACCGGCGCUCCUCCUGCUGAAAAACGUGGCGCAGAUGCGACCCUCGUUCUCCGAGCGAAACAUGCUCCUGGAAGACGGUCCGACGGGACUGUAUGACACGAUCAAGAUGGAGCAACGGGAAAAGAAGAGGAAGGGUUUAUGUACGACGAUCGACGAGAAUGGCAUCGAGACCUUUGCGCAGCGAUCGUAUUCAGAGGAGGAAUCCUCCGGAGGAGAGUAUGCGUAAAAGACUUUAAAUGGAGUGCCAAACUAUCCAAGUGCCCAUGAAGAGUUGUGCGUACUCAGUCAAAUUCAAUCAACUGCAUAACACGAUUAACAUUGUGUCACGACGACAAUUAUUUACUGCUUUUCGUGACAAUACCUCCGGGGUUUUUUUUUUUUUCCGAGUCAAGUCGCUUAAGCUUUUUGCAGUAUAGACCGGCGCUGGUGUUUCUUCAUUUUAUCAUUUUAGUAUUGUGAAAGAUAUGCUGACAUAAAUGUCUCUUCGUUAACAAUAUUUAUGACCGUAACAAAAUCUUAUUGUAUUCAGGGAUUGUGUGUAAAUGUGUGAAAACAAAAAGAGCAAAUGUAAUGUAUGCGUCUUUCUGUGUGAUAUGUAUUCUUUUUUGCUGCUAACCUCAAUAUGCAAAUCGUACGGUAUAAGAGUUUUGGAAAGGUGGAAACUAUCUGAAAUCUGCGUCUUGUUCGUUUAUGUUUGGAUGAUGUACUUAUGGAAUGCAUAGCCUCAAUGUAUGAACUGCAACUGUAUAUAAAUGUACAUUUGUGUACAUAAUUAAAUCAAUAUUAUGUGAAUGGCACUGUUUAACGAAUUUAUUUAUUUACAUAAUAAAUACAUU